Molecule: messenger RNA, 780 nt
Organism: Exophiala bonariae
Lineage: Eukaryota; Fungi; Ascomycota; Eurotiomycetes; Chaetothyriales; Herpotrichiellaceae
Exons: 3
Coding region: 1-780 (259 amino acids)
Source: RefSeq, a predicted model, not a curated record
AUGGUCCCCUCGACUGGGCCUUUCGAAUGGGCAUCAACGCCGUUCACCAUGAUAGCGACACCGAAGCAUGUGCAGAAUCUGUCAGAUACCAAAACGGACGAAUAUGUGGAAGCGGCAAGUUCAAUGGCGGUGUUCCACAAUCUGCUAUUGCGAUCUUUGAACACGAUAUAUCUACAGGCGCCGCACGUCAAGGAUGGAGAUAAGAAAGCUUUCGUUGGGUAUGCGUACUGCUGGUAUGAUGCGAUCGAUGCGCAUCAUACAGGUGAGGAGCAAGAGUUCUUCCCCUGGAUUGAGGAAGCUGCUGGGGAGAAAGGGAUCAUGGAUGCGAAUGUUGAGCAGCAUAAAAUCUUCGAGAAGGGUAUCAAAGAAUACGGAUCCUAUCUACGAUCACUGAAAGGCAAAGAGAAGACAUUCUCAGGCGAUCAUAUGCGCUCCAUCAUCAAUUCCUUUGGCCCGCCACUCCACCAACAUCUAUCCGACGAAAUCCCGUCGCUGCUUGCGUUGAGAAAGUACGGCGACAAAAUCCAUCUCAACGAGCUAUGGGAUAAACAAAGCAUCGGAAAGUUUACGCUGCAUUCGGCGGCAACACGGAUCCCUUUCUACCUUUGCAAUCUGGACCGAACGUUCGAGGACGGGCUGUGGAAGGAUUUCCCAGAGGUGCCGAAGCUGGCGAAGGACUUCAUGGGGAAUUGGGUUGCGAGGCUGAAUGGCGGGUAUUGGAAAUUCGGGGCUUGCACGAUGACCGGUGUGCCGAAGGAGUUAUAUGCAAAGGGAAAAUAA